This is a messenger RNA of Phragmites australis (common reed), 954 nucleotides long. RefSeq names its product non-specific lipid transfer protein GPI-anchored 9-like. The transcript is spliced from 3 exons. The coding region runs from base 133 to 684 and encodes 183 amino acids. Lineage: Eukaryota; Viridiplantae; Streptophyta; Magnoliopsida; Poales; Poaceae. The record is from RefSeq and is a predicted model, not a curated record.
CAUCCCGGCUGGCACGCCACCAACCACGGCCGAGGACACACCGCCCCACCGUGUCACGGCGUCACCUCCAUAACUACGCAUCGCGCGCACCCGCAGCAUCGAUCACUCGCUCACACUGAGCCAACUCGCACGAUGCGGAGCCUUCUGCUGCAGGUGGCCGCCACGGCGCUGGCCGUCGCCGUCGCCGUCGCCUCCGUGGCCGCGCCUUCCUCCGCCGCUCAGGGGACCGACGGCACGGCGGUGCCGUCGUGUGCGGCGAAGCUGGUGCCGUGCGGGGGCUACCUCAACUCCACGUCCACUCCCCCGGCGUCCUGCUGCGGGCCGCUCAAAGAGGCGGCGGCCAACGAGACGGCGUGCAUGUGCGCCAUCCUCGACAACAAGGCCGCGCUGCAGGCGUUCGGCGUGGCGCCCGAGCAAGGGAUGCGCCUCGCCAAGCGAUGCGGCGUCACCACCGACGCGUCCGCCUGCGCUAAGUACGCCGCCACCGGCACCGGCACCGGCACCGGUGCAGCAGGUGCAGCCACUGCCGGUAGUACUGCUGCAUCUUCAGCUUCCACUGGCAGCUCUGCUUCUACAGUGACCAAACCAACAGCUAGCGAAGGAGGCGCGGCGCACCGCCUGAGCUUGACCGUGGCAUCGGCCUUGGUAGGUUUCAGUUUCAUCUGGUGGACGAUCAUGGCGUAGUUGGGCGUACCGAACUGCUUCGCAUUUGCCUCGGCUUAUUAUAUGAUGAGUAUCUAGCAUGGUAUCGGCAGGAUUCUUUGGUUGAUUCAGAGUUGCAAUUUUGUGCUAUCCAAAUAAUGUACCUAUCACAUAGUUAUUAUUUCGUACUGCAUAUCCUGUGAUACCAAUGUUGUUCUAUGCAAAAUAACAAACAUGUUUAGCAGGGGUGACUCAAUGAAAACAUGCUUGAGAGAGAAAAAAAACUCCCUCUGGUCAUAAAUACUUUUUUUU